Molecule: messenger RNA, 919 nt
Organism: Spinacia oleracea (spinach)
Lineage: Eukaryota; Viridiplantae; Streptophyta; Magnoliopsida; Caryophyllales; Amaranthaceae
Product: probable glutathione S-transferase parC
Exons: 2
Coding region: 91-771 (226 amino acids)
Biological process (GO): glutathione metabolic process
Cellular component (GO): cytoplasm
Molecular function (GO): glutathione transferase activity
Source: RefSeq, a predicted model, not a curated record
CCAUAUUCCCCUCACAAUCUCAAUCAAAAAAAGAUAGAAAAACUUCCCCAUUUGAAAAAUCUAAGCUAGUAGCCAUAGGAACUUAAAACCAUGGCAAAUGAGCAGAAGCUGGUGUUACUAGAUUUUUGGGCAAGUAUGUAUUGUAUGAGACCCAAAAUAGCAUUAGCUGAGAAAAACAUCACUGAUUAUGAAUGCAUAGUCGAAGAUCUUUUGAGUGAAAAUAAGAGCUCAUUGUUCCUGGAAAUGAACCCGGUUCAUAAAAAAAUCCCGGUUCUUAUUCAUAAUGGAAAACCGAUUUGUGAAUCAUUGAUUAUUGUGGAAUACAUUGAUGAAGUUUGGAAGGGAGAUUUUCCGUUGUUGCCCUCUGAUCCUUACCAGAAAUCUCAAUCAAGAUUUUGGGCUGACUUUGUUGAUAAAAAGUUUUAUCCGGCAAGUUUGAAGUUAUGGAAAACAAAAGAACAAACGGAAAGAGAAACGGCGAAAACGGAGUUCGUUGAAAGCUUAAAGCUUUUAGAGGAAGAACUUGGAGAUAAAUGUUAUUUUGGAGGUGAUAAAUUUGGGUUUGUGGACAUUGCUCUUAUUCCAUUUUACAGUUGGUUUGACACAUAUCAAAGUUGUGGUAAUUUCAUUAUUGAGGCAGAUUGUCCUAACAUUAUUCAAUGGGCGAAACGCUGUGAACAAAGAGAGUCUGUCAAGAAAUCUCUCCCUGAAAUGCACAAGGUUUCUGAGCUUAUUUUGGGGUUAAGGAAACAACACUUUGGAAUUGAAUAAUUCCAAGAAUUUUACUUUCUUGCUAGAGAAGUGCCUUUGUUUUAUUUUAUGUAUUGCUAGACUACCAACAAAUACCUAGUUGAUAUUGUUACAAUAAGACUAUGUAUUAUGGACCUUUAUAUUGAAUAAAAAGUUCAGAUUUUGCUUA